CUGCCUCAUUCCCAAGAUGGACAGCUCGUUCAGCCAAUGGCCUGCGCCGGCCUGCUGCGUUCUGCCGUUGGGGGUCCUCUGCCUCCCCACCCGCGACCCAAGCCAGCCGGCCUGUCUGUCGAGCCCCACCCGCGCCCGCGUCCCCGCUCCCGUCCCGCGCACCAAACCUUCCAGGGGCCACAGCGCAGCGGAUUCCUGAAAAAACAAAAACAAAAACAAAAAGCCACAUCUACCCAGUGGCUGGCCAGGCCUAUAGGGAGAGACAGAUUUGAUCCGUGAGGCCUGAGAAGGAGCAAGGCCCCCUGGGAACAUGGCGACUGCCCGGGGCCUCCAGCCCACACCACCCCUGGACGAGGAUGAGAUCCUGAUUGUGAAGGUGGAGGAGGACUUCCACUGGGAAGAGGAGCCCUCCCCGAAGAUGGAAGACCCCAGCCCCGAGACCUUCCGCCAGCUCUUCCGGCUCUUCUGCUACCAGGAGGUGGCCGGCCCCCGGGAGGCCCUGAGCCGCCUCUGGGAGCUCUGCUGCCGCUGGCUGCGGCCGGAGCUGCGCACCAAGGAGCAGAUCCUGGAGCUGCUGGUGCUGGAGCAGUUCCUGACGGUGCUGCCCGGGGAGAUCCAGGCCCGGGUGCGGGAGCAGCAGCCGGAGAGCGGUGAGGAGGCCGUGGUCCUCGUGGAAGGGCUUCAGCGGGAGCCCAGGAAACAGAGGGGCCCAGAGGUACUCUCUGACCAUGCAGUGCCCCACCAGAUGGGGGAACAGUCUUCAAAAUGUCAGGCAGAGGUCCAGCCAAAGGAGUUGUCCCUGGAGGAAGGAGUUCGGGACUCCAGCCAGCAGCCCCCAGCCCAGCUAAGCCGCAGACAAAAAAGAAACUCUGAACUCUGGCCAAAGAGGGGCCCAGGCACCUCCCAGCACCAGGAGAUGGCAGCACCAGCCACAUCCUUCCUUGCAGCCUGGUCCCAGGUACCAGUGACCUUGGAGGACAUGGCCGUGUACCUGUCUCAGGAAGAGUGGGGGUGUCUGGACCCAGCUCAGCAGGACCAAAGUUGGGACAUGCUGCCAGAGAGUGAAGGCCUUAGAAUGCAAUUGAAGGAUGGAGAGGACGCACAGAUGAGAACAGAAUGGGACCGAGUGCUGUCGGCUCGGUGCAGGGGUCCCAGCUCCCCAUUCCCAGGUCACAAGCCGGCCCCUGUCAAGGGAUUGACCAAAUCUGACCAACUUCUAGAAAGAGGGGGGCCCUGCAAGGUGGCAAAGCCAUACAUGUGCCCCGAAUGCGGCAAAGGCUUUAGCAAGACGUCCCACUUGACCAAGCACCAGCGCACACACACCGGGGAGAGACCGUACCAGUGUCCCGUGUGUGGCAAGGGCUUCAGCGACCGCUCCAACUUCAGCACCCACCAGCGGGUCCACACGGGUGAGAAGCCCUACCAGUGUGCUGAGUGUGGGAAGCGCUUCAGCCAGAGCUCCAGCCUGGUCAUCCACCGCCGGAUACACACCGGGGAGCGGCCUUAUGUGUGUGCCGAGUGUGGGAAACGCUUCAGCAACAGCUCACACUUCAGCGCGCACCGCAGGACACACACAGGCGAGAAGCCCUACACAUGCCCAGCCUGUGGCCAGGGCUUCCGCCGGGGCACCGACCUCCACAAACACCAGAGGACCCACAAUGGGGAGAAAUAACCACAUAGCUACACCAAUGGUAUGUAGCACUACCCAGACCCUCGAGGGUCCAGGAUUCCCAGGGGCCAAAGCCUGACUACCAUGCACAGUUCAUGAAGCUGCUAGAUCCAGAAACGCUGACCUUAAGGCAUCUUCACAUGGACUCUGCUCUCUGGGCCUGGUGUAAGGACACAGCAGGGGACAUUUCAGGUGGAAUGCUGGGCACAGGGCCAGGUGUCUUCAGUUCUAAGGCUGCUGUAUAAAUGACCACACAUUGGCCGUCUUACAACAGAAAUUAAUCCUGUCAGUCCAGGUGUCUACAGCACUAGUGUCUUCUGGAGGCUCUGGUAGAGAACUCCUGUGCCUCUUCCACUUCCGAUGUGGCCCACAGACCCUGUGGCCUUCUCUGUGUCUGUCCCCUCUUCUCCUAAGGAUAUAGUGAUUAUAUUACUGGCCCUCCUGAAUGACCUCGUCGUCUUUUUUUUUUUUUUUUCUUUUUUUUAAAUAUAUU
Messenger RNA from Pipistrellus kuhlii (Kuhl's pipistrelle), 2162 nucleotides. It is a transcript of the gene ZNF500, whose product is annotated as zinc finger protein 500. The coding region runs from base 311 to 1672 and encodes 453 amino acids. The record is from RefSeq and is a predicted model, not a curated record. Gene Ontology annotation, cellular component: nucleus. The transcript is spliced from 6 exons. Gene Ontology annotation, biological process: central nervous system development; regulation of transcription by RNA polymerase II. Lineage: Eukaryota; Metazoa; Chordata; Mammalia; Chiroptera; Vespertilionidae. Gene Ontology annotation, molecular function: DNA-binding transcription factor activity, RNA polymerase II-specific; RNA polymerase II cis-regulatory region sequence-specific DNA binding.